AACGGGGAUCUAUUCACCAAACUCUCCUCAGCCCUCCCCUAUAAAAAGCCCUCUCCCUUCUCUCCUUAAACCCAUCCUUCGCUUCUUAAUCUUCAUCUGCCUGCCUCUUAAACCCCAUCACUUUCUCUGUCUUCAUUCGCUCUUCUACAAUGGCUCAAUCCAACGCCGUCGUUUUGGUGCUAAUGGCUGCCCUCUUGGUGGCCUCAACAAGGGCACAAUCCCCUGCAUCUUCCCCAGCCAAGUCCCCUGCAUCUGCCCCUUCUCCUUUGAGCACUCCACCCGCCGCCGCUCCUUCUCCUUUGAGCACUCCACCCGCUGCUUCACCUUCUCCUUCGAGUACCUCACCUUCUCCUUCGGGCACUCCACCCUCGGCUGCUCCUUCUACAUCUCCGGUCGCAGACUCUCCACCUUCUCCCCCAUCGUCUUCUCCUGAAUCUCCCGCCACCUCUCCCCCUUCUUCGGUCUCGGGAUCCCCCACAGAAUCUCCUGCACCUAACGGUGCAGUUUUGAACAGGUUCUCCUUCGCUGGAUCCGUGGCCGUUGGUGUUUUCGCUGCCGCCAUGCUUAUGUAAAGAGGGAAAGUACAGCGGGGGUUUUAUGAAUUUUAAUCAUUUGUUUUGUUGUAUUUAAUUUACCAUCUGAUUAAUUCAUUCAUUU
This is a messenger RNA of Prunus persica (peach), 657 nucleotides long. RefSeq names its product classical arabinogalactan protein 9-like. The coding region runs from base 150 to 572 and encodes 140 amino acids. The record is from RefSeq and is a predicted model, not a curated record. Lineage: Eukaryota; Viridiplantae; Streptophyta; Magnoliopsida; Rosales; Rosaceae. The transcript has a single exon.